AUAAAAAUAUUAUUUCGACAUUCUGUGAAAGUUAUUUUGGAGUUCUAAUAUUAUUUUCUGUGUGUGUUAAUUCUACAAUUCUAAGUGUGUAAAAUUUUAAAUGUUUUAAAAAUGUCAAUUGAGUAUUUACAAGUUGCCGAAGAGGAAGGGGAAGAACCCAUUGAAUUACCUACAGAAGAAGAUGGGACUUUAUUGUUGUCGACGUUAUCAGGACAAUUUCCUGGAGCCAGUGGGCUUAAAUACAGGAAUCCAGAUUCACGAGCAAUGCGUGGCGUUCGAUUAAACGAAGGUCGUUUACAUCCACCACCCGAUGAAGGCUGGGGAAAUCAGGUUUUUUAUUGUGUGUUUCCGAAAGAAAAUAAACGAAAAUCAGAUGAUACAAUUGAAAAUUCAACAGCAAAAACUAAACGUAUGGAGACAAAAUUACGUUGCACCGAUUUAAUUGUUUUAGGCUUGCCAUGGAAGACAACGGAACAAAAUUUACGUGAAUAUUUUGAAUCGUUUGGUGAAGUUUUAAUGGCUCAGGUUAAAAAGGAUACAAAAACAGGACAAUCAAAAGGAUUUGGAUUUAUCCGUUUUGCGUCAUAUGAAUCCCAAUUACGUGUACUGGGACAACGGCAUAUGAUUGAUGGUCGCUGGUGUGACGUCAAAGUUCCAAAUUCAAAGGAGGGAAUGAUUCAGCAAGUGCCAUGUAAAGUAUUCGUUGGACGGUGUACAGAAGAUAUGACUGCGGAUGAUUUACGCGAUUACUUCAGUAAAUAUGGUGAAGUUACUGAUGUUUUUAUACCAAAACCAUUUCGUGCAUUCAGUUUUGUAACAUUCUUAGAACCGGAUGUUGCUCAAAGUUUAUGUGGUGAAGAUCAUAUUAUCAAAGGUGUAUCAGUGCAUGUUUCGAAUGCAGCCCCAAAAACUGAAUCACGUAACAGUCAACAGCAUCAUAUGAAUCAACCAUCAAUGUCUAAUCAUUAUGGUGGACAAAUGGGAGGCUAUGGGGGUAACCAUCAAGGUGGGGGAAAUACAGCAACGGCUUCAAAUCAACCUGGUGGUUAUGGAGGUCAUCAUCCUGGUAGUGGAGCCGCUGCACACCAUAAUAUCGGUGGAUUACACCAUGUACCCACUGGAGGGUUGGGUGUGGGCACUACUGGCGGGCAUAAUAUGGGCGCUGGAAUGUAUGGCAGCAUGCAACAUCAUACAGGAAAUUUAAGCCAUCAUCAGGGUAAUGUUGGCGGUAUGGGAACACAACGUGGGACUUUACCUGGAAUGUUAACUGGAACUCGAGGAAGUGAUCAAAUUUAUGGUAGCACUAGUCGUUAUAAUAAUGGAGCAUGGAAUGUGUCGCAACGUGGAAAUUUAGAUAUGCCAAAUUUACAAGCGUUAGGAAUAACAUCGGGUAUUGCAUCAAAUCAAAGCGGUGGUCAAGGAAAUAAUCCACCAAGUAACUCACAAUCUGGUGUCGGCAAUCAAGGUGUGGGAGGCUCAAAUCAAGGUGGUCAACCUAAUGCUGGAAAUCCAACAGGUGCUGCAGCUCCUCUUAAUAUGGGUCCAUUAAAUUUAGGUGCCCUACCAAUGAGUCCGGCACUUGUCGCUGCGGCUCUAAAUCAAGCAGGUUGGGGCUUAAUAUCAAAUUUACAACCAACAUCAGGCCAUGGUCAAGGACAAGAGAGUUUUAAUCAAGGAUUCGCAUCGCAAAAUGCAAAUCAACCACCUCAAAAUGCAAGCCAGCAAAAUUUUUUAGGAUGGAUGUCUCAGACUGCUGCUGGCAAUACCGGAGUGCCUCAGGAAAUUAGUGGUGGAACACAGCAAACAUCAUCAACACAAUGGGGUGCACCACCACAACAGAAUCCCACACAACAAACCACUGUACAACAACGUGUAAACGCAUCCCAACAAGCGGCCAGUGUUCCACAGAUAGAAAUUAAUUUCCAGUAGAAUGUCAACUUGAAAUUAGGCAGAAAAGGAUUUUCCCAUUCUGGUUAAACUCUAAUAAGACGACAUCGUGGGCAAAUCUCGCAAUUUUAUCAUAGAGAUAAUACUAUCGAGAUGCAUAGACAUAAGGAACGCAAUAGGUGAAUUAUUGACCGCAGUGAGAGAAGUAGAAAGAUACAGAAAUUGUAGGCGUAUAAGAGAGACGAAGACUGUCUUUAUCUUUAGCUAUACGUGCCUAUUUUCUCUAUGGUUUUAUCUCUAUGGAUUUUAUUUGUUCUGUUGGAUCAAUCUUUUAAGGUUAUGCCAAACAGUAAGCGGUAUUAUGACGAGAGUAAUGAUCGAUAUUUGUCCGCCUGUAAUCUGCGGUAUAGAUUGAUUAUUUGCGAUAAAUCUUUUUUAUUUAACCGUACCUUUAAGACUCGGCCUCCUUAUACAAAAGGCAGAUUGCUUUUUUUUUCAUAAAGCAUUUAAUAUCGAAACAAUGACGUCUUAUGCAAUAUUCAGAAUGCGACUUCGUUAAUUAAAAAUUUGGAUUUCACAUCUGAAACAUUAAAAAA
This is a messenger RNA of Chrysoperla carnea, 2483 nucleotides long. Its product is annotated as TAR DNA-binding protein 43-like. The transcript has 10 exons. Lineage: Eukaryota; Metazoa; Arthropoda; Insecta; Neuroptera; Chrysopidae. The record is from RefSeq and is a predicted model, not a curated record. Gene Ontology annotation, cellular component: nucleoplasm. Gene Ontology annotation, molecular function: RNA binding. Gene Ontology annotation, biological process: regulation of gene expression. Bases 112 to 1929 code for a protein of 605 amino acids.